Molecule: messenger RNA, 1044 nt
Organism: Fraxinus pennsylvanica
Lineage: Eukaryota; Viridiplantae; Streptophyta; Magnoliopsida; Lamiales; Oleaceae
Source: the annotation of a GenBank genome assembly
AUGGAAAAUCCAGAAUUCUUCCAGGGAGGUUACUGUAACCCCCAAUUUACGCCUGAAAAACGUCUUUCCGACGCAAGAAACGGUGAUCAUUUCAUCGUUGAGGACCUUUUAGACUUCCCGAGUGACGAUGGUAUGGUAACGGAUGGUUCAUUCGAGGCCGUGACGACCGGAAACUCGAUCGACUCCUCCACUGUCACGGCGGUGGAUAUCUCAUGCAAUUCAUCCUUCUCUGAAAGAACGGCUGAAACCCAUUUAACUGGUGAUAAUAUUGGUGGCUGCCGGACUUUCACUGAUGGCCAGUUCUCUAGUGAAAUUUGCGUGCCGUGUGAUGAUUUGGCUGAAUUGGAAUGGCUAUCGAAUUUUGUGGAGGAAUCAUUUUCAAAUGAGGAUUUGCCGAAGCUGCAACUGAUACAAGGAAUGAAGGCCCCUACUGAUGAAGUUUCAGGAACUCACCAAUACCAAUUCCAGCCGGAAACCACCAGAAAUCCCAGAAUGCUCCGCCCUGAAAUGUCAGUCCCUGCCAAGGCACGCAGCAAGCGCUCGCGCACAGCCCCCGGAAACUGGACGUCCCGACUUUCCGUGGUGUCCCCAACUUCCCCGGCAGCAAUUUCAUCCUCGUCAGAGUCUGACAUAGUCUCGAGCUCCGGGAAGAAGCUUGUGAAAGUGCCGCGAAAGAAGGAGGGUUCCGAUAGUGCAGCCACCGCGAAUGGUGGCGAGGGGCGGAAGUGCCUGCACUGUGCAACGGAUAAGACGCCUCAGUGGCGGACCGGGCCCAUGGGGCCUAAAACACUUUGCAAUGCAUGUGGUGUGCGUUACAAGUCGGGUCGACUCGUUCCUGAAUACAGGCCCGCAGCAAGCCCGACUUUCGUGCUCACUAAACAUUCCAAUUCUCACAGGAAAGUUUUAGAGCUGCGUCGACAAAAGGAGAUGGUUACAACCCAGCAGCAACAAUUUCUUCACCCUAACAUGAUGUUUGGUGUAUCCAACGGUGAUGAUUACUUGAUUCAUCAACAUAUCGGGCCCGAUUUUCGACAACUUAUUUAG